CAGAAUGAACGUCAUUUCUAAUUGGACAUUUGUGCAUCAACUACAAUAAACUAAUUUUCUUACUUAAAAAUGCUUAUUUGUGAUUGGUUAUAAAAAUGAUAAAUUUGUAAAAACUGCAUCAAAAUUAUUUAUGAAAAAGCAGACUGUACAAAACUCAAGCAGACAUAAACUUACUAAAUAAAUACAGAAGUGAUCGUACCAUCUAGUAGUCAAAUUGUUUAAAUCUUGCAACGAAAUUUUAUGAACAAAAAUAUAUGUACAAUAUUAUUAAAAACGCAAAAUAAACUUGGUGUUUCACGUAAAGUGUUAUACAAAAAGAAAUUUAUUAAAAUUUAUCAUUAUUAUUCUAACUGUUUAAUAAAAUAUUAAUAAUAAUGUCAAAAGUGACAGGUUAUGAUACACAUGAUGAUGGUCCUGGGUUUGUAGGAAUCAGAUUUUGUCAAGAAUGUAAUAAUAUGUUAUAUCCAAAAGAAGAUAAAGAAAAUAAAGUACUUAUGUAUGCGUGCAGAAAUUGUGAUUUCAAACAAUUAGCUGACAGUAACUGUAUAUAUGUAAACAAAAUUAUGCACGAAAUUGAUGAAUUGACGCAUAUCGUUGCUGAUGUUAUAUCUGAUCCUACUUUACCAAGAACCGAAGACCAUCCAUGUCCUAAAUGUAAUCACAGGGAAGCUGUAUUUUUUCAAGCUCAAACUAGAAGAGCUGAGGAAGAAAUGAGAUUGUAUUAUGUAUGUACGAAUCAACUUUGUUCACAUAGAUGGACGGAAUAAAUUUAGAAUUAACGUUAAGUAUUUGUUUAAAAUAAAAAUAUAUAACCCUAUGAUGUAAAUUGUGUAUAAACUUAAGUAUUAUAUCUUUACAAGAAAAAUGUAUGACUGUACAGUGCGUUAAUUAUUAAAUUUCUUCCUC
Molecule: messenger RNA, 906 nt
Organism: Polistes canadensis
Lineage: Eukaryota; Metazoa; Arthropoda; Insecta; Hymenoptera; Vespidae
Gene: RpII15
Product: DNA-directed RNA polymerase II subunit RPB9
Exons: 3
Coding region: 375-767 (130 amino acids)
Biological process (GO): DNA-templated transcription; maintenance of transcriptional fidelity during transcription elongation by RNA polymerase II; transcription-coupled nucleotide-excision repair
Cellular component (GO): RNA polymerase II, core complex
Molecular function (GO): DNA-directed RNA polymerase activity; zinc ion binding; nucleic acid binding
Source: RefSeq, a predicted model, not a curated record